This is a messenger RNA of Poecilia latipinna (sailfin molly), 1534 nucleotides long. RefSeq names its product taste receptor type 1 member 1-like. Gene Ontology annotation, cellular component: plasma membrane. NCBI's taxonomy places the organism in Eukaryota, Metazoa, Chordata, Actinopteri, Cyprinodontiformes, Poeciliidae. The transcript has 5 exons. Gene Ontology annotation, biological process: G protein-coupled receptor signaling pathway. The record is from RefSeq and is a predicted model, not a curated record. The annotation marks the transcript as partial. Gene Ontology annotation, molecular function: G protein-coupled receptor activity.
AUGACACAUUUUAUUGCCGCCGUGUGUCUGGUGGGACUUUUUCUCCAAGGCAUCACAAAAUCCACACUGAGACACUCAGAGUUUCAACUGGAGGGAGAUUAUUUACUUGGUGGACUUUUUGACAUCCACUACAUCAGUUCAUCUCCUUCUCAGAAAAGACCUGAAGCCAUCGACUGUUCCAGGGAGAUUUUCCUUCUUCCAAAUUAUCGAAAGUUUCAGUUGAUGAGGUUCACGGUUGAGGAAAUAAAUAACUCCACCAACCUGCUGCCAAAUGUCACCCUUGGCUACGAGCUGUUUGACCACUGCUCGGACACUCGUAGCUUCACGGAUAUCUUCAAGCUCAUCUCCGUCAAUGGCUCCAUCCAACCUUGGCGUGAGCCGUCAAAGAAUCGGUCCAAAGUGAUAGCGCUGGUUGGUCCUUUCUCAAGCACACAUGCCCUGACUGUCGCAUCGUUUUUCAUGGUGGAUCACAUUCCUGUGGUCAGUUACGGAAGUUCUGCUUCAGUCUUUUCUGAAAAACGCAAGUACCCGUCUUUUCUACGAACUGUGCACCCCAAUCAGGACACUACAGGUGUGAUUGUCAUGAUUCUUCAACACUUCGACUGGCGCUGGGUUGCUUUCCUCCACAGCGACGAUGACUUUGGCAUUGACGGCUUGGAGAUGUUCAUUAAAAGGAUUAAAACCACCAACAUCUGCCUGGCUUAUUCCAUGGCCCUCUCUGAGGACACUGAUUACUCACUAGUCUUCAAACAGAUGGAGAAACAAAAACUAAAUGUGAUCAUUGUGUUCGCUCCAAAGUUUUACGCCGAAGCCGUCAUCAAAACUGCAAUUGAGGAGAACGUCACCAACAAAGUGUGGAUAGCGGAUGACGGGUGGUCCUUAAACAAAAUGCUCCCCAAACUGGAGGGAAUAGGAAAUAUCGGAACUGUUCUUGGGGUUGCUCAGCCAGUGGUAACAAUUCCUGGUUUUGAUGAUUUUAUCUACUUUACUGCAGAGCGGGCUCUCAAAGCAGGUGCCGAGCAGCAAAUGUUGUGCAAUCAGGUUUGCAACUGCAGAAAUCUGACUGCUGGAAAAAUUAUUGCAGCAGAUCCGUCGUUCUCUUUCCCGAUUUAUUCCGCUGUGCAUGCUGUUGCCCGGGCCUUACAUAACAUCCUGAAAUGUGAAACUGGCAGAUGUGAUGAUGCUACACUUGUGGAGCCAUUUAUGGUGGUAGAAGAACUCAGGAAGUCCAACUUCACAUUGCUGAACCAGAGUGUCCUAUUUGAUGAGAAUGGAGACCCCUAUUCUGGACACUUUUCAAUAGUUUUCUGGAACCACAGUGGCGAUGCUCAGGAGGUUGGCUUCUACUAUUUUAACCAAUCUCCUGGCUUCUACAUCAACAAUACCCAAAUUCAGUGGCACACAGGUGGAGAGGUUCCGAUCGCAAUUUGUUCCCCCGAAUGUCCAACGGGAUAUGCAAAAAAAACAACUGGAAUCCAUAAAUGUUGCUUCAGGUGUGAAAUAUGUCCACCUGAAACAUAUGUCAACAUCACAG